UCUUCUCCUUUUUCUACCACUACUGGUUGGUACAGUACUACUCCGUCCACUUUGAUAAACGAAAACGGGGCAAAAUAGAUACCCGACACGAAAAGGGCCUCUCUUGCAGUGUAAGCGCGCGGGGUAUAACGUAAUAGCAAGGUGAACCCCAGACCCAAUCUGGGAGGGAGCUAGGGCCUUCUUUCUUUUGCAGUGCUUCCCGGUUCUAGAGCCGCCCGCCCCCAGAUGAUUGGCGAGUCAGUGGUUGUUAAUUAUUAUUGCCCGCAAGGAGAUUGCGGAAGCUCCUUUUUCGUUAUCAACCAUGAGAGUUGCUUAAAAGCCCAGUUGCCCCAGCCCUUCCCGUUGUGACUGAGGGUUUUCACUCUUCUUGGUACCUUGGUUUUUUUCGCCGUGCCAUAAUUCUGCGAGGGCAACCCUUUCUUUGAUACACCCCUUGUCUUCGCAGUCCUGGUUCUCUUGUACCCAAUCGAUCAUCGACGACAAAGGAGAACCGGUCAUCCGGCCAAAAAGAAAAGCACCAUGGCUCACUCGGUAGACGUCGAGAAGCAGCAAGGUGCUGAUCUCCAUGCCAGCUCGUCCAACGAACGCGGCUCUAUCGACGGCACCGCCACCCACAACGAAAAUGCCGAACUCAAGCGCGACAUGAAGCCGAGGCACGUCAUGAUGUUCUCCAUCGCCUGCGCCAUCGGUACCGGUCUCGUCAUCGGCUCCGGAACCGGUCUGGCCAGGGGAGGGCCCGGCUCCAUGCUCAUUGCCUACAUUAUGAUCGGUGCCGCCGUCUUCUUUGUCAUGACAGGCCUGGGAGAGAUGGCUGCUUUUGUUCCCAUGAACAAGGGUUUCGGUGGUUAUGCCAGUCGAAUGGUUGAUCCUGCUUUUGGUUACGCGACUGGUUGGAAUUACUUUUUCAAGUAUAUCGUGGCCACCCCGACCAACUUGACCGCUGCUGGACUUGUCAUUCGCUACUGGAGGCCUGACCUCAACGUGGGUAUCUGGAUUGCCGUUUUCGGUUGCUGCAUUAUCGCCAUCAACGUCCUAAACGUCAAGUAUUUCGGAGAAUUCGAGUUCUGGAUGGCCAGCGCCAAGGUCAUUGUCAUGAUUGUCAUGAUCUUCUCGUGCUUCGUGAUUGCCUGCGGUGGUGGUCCCAACCGCGAUGCUACUGGCUUCCGGUACUGGAAUGACCCCGGCGCAUUCAAGGAGUAUCUCUUCGCGGGCGAUCUGGGUCGUUUUGUUGGUUUCUGGGCGUGCUUGAUCCAGGCCGUCUUCGCUUACACCGGAACUGAGGUUGUGGGCAUGACCUUUGGUGAAGUCAAGAAUCCCCGCAAGAACAUUCCCAUUGCCGUCAAGCAGACCUUCUGGCGUAUUGCUUGCUUCUACAUCCUUGGCAUAUUAUUCCUGGGUAUGACCGUUCCUAGCAACAGCGACCAGCUUCUCGGCGCCCUCAAGAAGGGAACUUCUGGUGAAGCCUCGCCUUUCGUCGUUGCCAUGAACCUCGCCGGCAUUGCCCACUUUGGUGACGUGAUCAACGGUUCGCUUCUGAUCUUUACCCUGAGUGCCGCCUGCACCGACAUUUACUGCUCUUCCCGAUCCCUUUAUGGUCUCGCUCGUGACGGUCAGGCCCCCGCCGUCUUCGGCAAGACCCUUACCAGCGGAGCUCCCAUCUAUGCAGUCGGUCUUUCUUCCAUGUUUGUGGCCCUCGGCUUCAUGAACGUGGCACAGAGCGCAGCUACGGUCUUUACGUACCUCACCAGCGUUUUGACCAUCUUUGCCCUGCUGAACUGGAUCGCCAUUCUCAUCUCCCACAUCCGCUUCCGCGCCGCCAUCAAGGCCCAGGGCAUCGCUCUCUCGGACCUCCCCUACGUCGGCUUCCUCCAGCCCUACGGAACCUACUACUCGCUUUUCAUCUCGAUCCUCGUCGUCAUCUUCAACGGAUACGACGCCUUUGUCCCCGUCUUCAAGGUCGACACCUUCAUCACCAAGUACAUUGGUACCGUGCUCUUCCUGUUGAACAUUGCCUUUUGGAAGUUUUACAAGAAGACCAAGAUGUGGGACCCCUCCGAGGUCGACCUGGUUACCGGCCGCCGCGAGGCGCACGAGAUCGAGGACGUUGCCGAUCAGCAGUGGAACGAGGGCUUUUUCAAAAAGGCUGUCAACAAGUUCAAGAGGAAGUAGGGGUGUUGCCUGGGGGUUUUCUUUAAUUUUUUAAUGCAUUACGUCUUGGGAAUCGGGACUGCAAAUUUUUACAAGAGUUGUGUAGAAAUGACAUG
Molecule: messenger RNA, 2264 nt
Organism: Pyricularia oryzae 70-15
Lineage: Eukaryota; Fungi; Ascomycota; Sordariomycetes; Magnaporthales; Pyriculariaceae
Product: dicarboxylic amino acid permease
Exons: 8
Coding region: 520-2169 (549 amino acids)
Biological process (GO): amino acid transmembrane transport
Cellular component (GO): membrane
Molecular function (GO): amino acid transmembrane transporter activity
Source: RefSeq, a predicted model, not a curated record